AAAUAAAAUGCUGUUUGCUUUAAUUUGCGUGAUUGCAUCGUCAAAGACAAAGUGACGUCAGACGCACGCAUAGCAACCAUCAUGGCGGCGGUGAAGCUUCGCAGUAGCGAGGCCUUUAUACAUGUUGAAUAUGAUGACUUCCGGUGAAACACGAGUGUUUUGAGCAUGGGAGUCCUGACAGAGUUUCUCACCAUGGACACAAAACCAGGGUAUUGUCACGGCUCAUCUGGUAAACGGAUGAAUCAGUACAUGAUUAAAGAUCAUAUGCUUUCACAUUACAGAAAGCUUUAUUCAGCCAAAGCUGCUGUGGAUUGCUCCGUGCCUAAAAGCAUGCAGUGUAAUGUCAAAUAUGUUGAUCGGAAACGCCGUGAGCAGCUGAAGAAAGACUUGCCGAGUCGCUCUGGAAGAUCUGAGUCACAGAGAAGCACCAGGUUCAACUCGAGAGCCUCCUGUUCUUCUAAAAAUAGUGGAGCCUCGGUUCACGGCGACAACACCUUGGACCAUUCAGUGAUGUCAUCACCCAGGAUCAGCACCUCAUUCCAUUCCAAGCAAAUUGUGUAUCCGUCUCAAAUUGUUCUUGCAAAUCAUUUCCGGUCUUCCUCCGAGUUACAUGGAUACAGAAGCCCAAACCUUGUGUCGGGCCAUUUAUCGUCCGUCGGUCAAAGACAAUACAAAACCUUUCAGGAUCCGACACAGAAGACCUACAGCGGUGACGUGCUGUUAAAACACGCUCAUCGCUUCACGCAAGAGAAACUCUUUACACCGAGAACCUUGAAGUCCAAUCACAAGUCUACACUCGUACAAUAUCGCUAUUACACACCGCCAAAGAGGAAGGACGAACAGAAAAGGUCUCCCUCUUUUCAAAUGACUCGACAGGAGAGCUCACAGUCCAAGCGAGGCUUUUCACCGCAGUUAGAUUCACCACAGGCAUUUAGUGUCGUUCACGAGUGGUCGGAUGAGGAAUCAGAUUCAUUCAGACGUCACAGGACAGCAGAUUUUCUUCUGUCGUCCUCCAGGGUUUCACCAGAGGGCAUGAAGUCUCCCAUAAUGAGAAAAGUUACAGAGGAGGAAGAAGAAUUAAUGUACCUGGAGUUUAUGACAGACGUGACGAAUGAGAUCUUAGCGCAGGGUCUUUACUCUGACAGGGUCCUGAAGAGGGUUUUUGAACGUCACAUUGAUAUGAACAGACAUCGAUUAGAUGAGAACAAAAUGCGCCACCUCCUGGACAACCUGCAUAAUGACCUGCAAAAACCCUCCGAGGUGUCCGUCUCGUUCCUGAGCAUCCAUGAAUCUGACAAACCUUCAAAGCUCAGACAAGAGCUGUCAUCAGUGAUCAGAGACGAUGCUGGUUUUAUUUCUCAUGCAGUGUUCGAUGAGGUCAGAGGUCAGAGAGAGAACAUCACGUCCACACCAGUGAAUGACAGCCUGCUGGAAAGCUCUAGUUCACUCCAUAUGGAGAAAGUUGAAAAGGAGCCAGAGUUAAAUCUUGAGAUUAACCCUGACGCAGGCUGUGAAAUGUCUCUGAAUGAUAAUGAACAUGUCACCGGUCCUGAGGAGCAUCUCAGAAACACCACACGUGAUCAUGGACUGUUAGAACAGGUAGAUGAAAUUGGGAAAAGCAUGAGAGAGUUGUUAAAAGUGUCAGAGAGUCAAAAGAACCAGUUUAAGGAAGAGGAGAUGACAGACAAACUCAGUGAUGAUGAGUUUUAAACUCUUUCAGUGGUCUAUGAAACUUCUGAUAAAUCUUUAUUUGCUAUUUUUUAAACUUUGCAGAAUUUCUGAUGGUCUUACGUUUUCUUCUAUUUCUUUUUAUUUCUUCAUCUCUGUACUGUACACACAAUCGUAUAAUUGUCAUCAAGAUUUGUUCCAGUUUUUUUCGACACCAUAUUUUCUGCUGUAUCACUUGUUAUGGUUAGAUUUCUGAAGUUUGUUUCUUUUUAAUUUGUUGGUUUAUUAAUUUAAGCGUUUAUUGGUCAUGUAGUGAAGGUAAGAUUCAGAUGCCUUCCAGUGUGAGGUCAAGCCGAGAUUCUUCUGAAAGUUUACUGUUCAGUUUCUUGAGUUUUUCAGUGUUUCAGUUAAAGAAGCACAUGACAGGGACAUUUGCAGUAUUAAUAUAGUGAUAUUUAUGUGGAAGAACUGGAGUUACAGUUUAACACUGAAAUGUACACAGCUUUUACUGCUGAUUUAUUGUAAUAAUAUUUUAUUGACUUUGCAUUGUGUUGUGUAUAUUUUCUUAUUUGUUUUAACUAAACCAUUGUAAAUGAAAUCAGCUCUUUCGAAACCAUUCAGCCGUACACGAGAGUUCAGUCGGAAGCGAUUUGUUUGUUUGUGCUGAAAAUUGAAGUUUUAACCAUCAGUGGCUUAACACGCAUCAAGUGUGAUACUUGAUUAUUAAUGCUGGUCGUUUGUGACACUGAAACACACAAACCUCAUUCAAAAAUGUAUUCUCUUUUGUACCUGCUGAUUUUCUGAUCUCUGUACAUAUGAAAAUACCUUUUUAUGUGUGUUUUUUUUAAAUGACUUGACAAAUGUAUUUUGGUUUACUGAUAGUGAAUAUGCAUAAUAGAAAUGCUGUGGCAAUCCCAUUUGUUGAUGUGUUUAUUUUUGUGUGUUUAUUAUUAACUCAAGUUAACAACACAUUAAACAUUUUACUUUACUCUACUAAAAUCAAAAGUCUUGAUACACUACUGUUCAAAAUGGGGCAUUUGUGUGAAAUGUUUCUCUUGACCUUUUUAACCCUUUUGAUUGAAGACUGAUUACACUGAAGAUUAUGAAAUAUAGGCUAUAAUAAUGUGUAUUCUAUAAUGCUGGUGAGUUUGCUUUGCUAUUAUUAUAAAAUACGGAAUAAAUAAUUAUUGUGACCGUAAACUGUAGUGUGUGUACACAUGACUUACUGAGACCGCGCUCAUUCCACACAUUCCAAGGCUCUGACGUA
Triplophysa rosa is the source of this 2935-nucleotide messenger RNA. RefSeq names its product spermatogenesis associated 7 (gene spata7). The coding region runs from base 166 to 1710 and encodes 514 amino acids. The transcript has 12 exons. Lineage: Eukaryota; Metazoa; Chordata; Actinopteri; Cypriniformes; Nemacheilidae. The record is from RefSeq and is a predicted model, not a curated record. Gene Ontology annotation, biological process: protein localization to photoreceptor connecting cilium; protein localization to photoreceptor outer segment; microtubule cytoskeleton organization. Gene Ontology annotation, cellular component: axoneme; ciliary basal body; rod photoreceptor outer segment.